Molecule: messenger RNA, 608 nt
Organism: Trypanosoma cruzi
Lineage: Eukaryota; Euglenozoa; Kinetoplastea; Trypanosomatida; Trypanosomatidae
Product: phosphoglycerate kinase, putative
Exons: 1
Source: RefSeq, a predicted model, not a curated record
UGAUUACCCCGCUCUUCCUCCCAUCAUCAGGUAAAACACAUUGGGAUAAAAUAAAGUGUCAUGGCGCCCUUUUUCCCGCUGUGGGUGCAAGUGUUUUACGUGCUUUUGUGUACCACAAAGUUCUUCCGCUCGGGUUAAUGCACGCAUCCAUUGUCACGGCUGUCGCUGCCGCACCGCUGCGUUUGGUGGCAAUGGGUGUCACAUGGCGUGGUCUGACGUACAAGGCAAUAUUGGACGAAGCAAUGGUAUCAGUAGCUGUCAGUUGGGCUCCAGCGGUGGCGUAUGCAGGCUUUCUCGUCACACAGCGCCGUUUGGAACUUCUCAAGAGAUCGAGGUGUUCACGUAUUGUGCAGCUUCUCAUCAUGGCCAUUAUUAGAGUUGUUUUGGGAUUUGUUGUUUUUUCCCUGUUGUUUCGCCGCUGCGAUGAGAUUGGGUCCACGUCUCUCCUUGGGAUAUUUAGGAAAGAUGCCUUUAAGGCGUACGAGUUGAAGCAGGUGAUUUCGGUGUUUUUGCGUUACGUGGUGCAUUUGCUGCUGGGCGUGGUGCGGAAGACAAGCGCGUACACGAAGUCAAUUCAACAUGGACGACAACUUUUGGACCGCAAGUAG